AUGGCUCAGAUCGUCCGCCAGAGCAAGUUUCGCCAUGUCUACUGUAAACCGUUGAAGCAUGAACAAUGCAUGUCGGAUCUUCGGGUCACUGAAAUCACUUGGGACUCGUUGUUUUGCUCGGUGAAUCCGAAAUUUGUGGCGUUUAUCACAAAAGGUGCAGGAGGACCGUUCAUGGUGAUCCCAGUGAACAAGGUUGGUCGAAUCGACAAGGAUUACCCCUUUGUGGAUGCCCACAAAGCCCCUUGCCUGGAGGUGGCAUGGAGCCCGUUCAACGACAACGUCAUUGCCUCCUGUUCCGAGGAUACGACGGCUAAGGUGUGGCUGAUUCCUGAGAGGGGCUUGAUGCGGAACCUCACCGAGCCGGUUGUCGAAUUAUGUGGCCAUCAGAAGAGGGUCAACACCCUGGCAUGGCACCCAGUUGCCAAUAAUCUUCUGCUCACGGCUGGUGGCGAAAACAAAUUGCUACUGUGGAAUGUUGGCACCGGUGAGGCUUUACUGGAAAUCGCUGGUCAUCCAGAUCAAAUCUGGUGCAUCGGAUUCAACUAUGAUGGAUCCCAAUUCGUCACAACCUGCAAGGAUAAAAAGAUCAGGAUUCUGGACACUCGUAGUGGAGAGGUGCUUCAUGAGGGCAUUGGCCACGAAGGCGUGAAACCGCAGCGGGCGAUUUUUGUUCGUGAUGGGCGAAUUAUAACCACCGGAUUCACCAAGAGAUCCGAACGGCUAUACUCACUCAGGGCGCCGGAUAACCUCUCGCAACCGAUCAUAGAAGAAGAAUUGGAUACCUCGAAUGGAGUACUCUUUCCUUUGUACGAUGAGGAUACUGGUCUAGUUUAUCUUUGUGGAAAGGGAGACUGUGCAAUUCGCUACUACGAAGUGAACCUUGAAUAUCCCUAUAUGCACUACAUCAAUACCUACACUACCAGUGAACCACAGCGAGCCGUUGGAUUUCAAAACAAACGAGGGGUCAAUUCAGAAGAGAACGAGAUAAACAGAAUCUACAAACUGACUACAAAGGGUGUUGUCGAUGUGUUACAAUUCUUCGUCCCGAGAAAAUCCGACUUGUUCCAGCACGAUUUGUAUCCGGACACGAGGUCAACAAUUCCUGCUCUCACAGCAGAAGAAUUUAUGGACGGAAAGAAUGCUGUGCCCAAUUUAAUGGCGGUAAACCCAGCCGCAGCACAAGCCAAGCCCAAAGUUCAGGUGGCAAAGAAGGCCAACAUUCUAAAUCAACUUGCUCCUACUGCCGCUGAAACAGCCUCGCAGAGGUCUUCCCACUCGGAGCAGACGUCGCCUCAAGUAUCUGCUCCGCCGUCGCCGCGACAUCAACAACAGCAGCGACCGCCAGUGGUUGACGAUGACAUGGGAAUCGUGCCGAUGAGCCAGAUGCGACAACGCUCACCGCCUCCAAUGCAGUACCAAGAACGACCGCGAAGUCCUGAACGGAAUCAGAAAGUACCGAAGCAGCAGGUGAACCUCCGUUCUCGUGCCGACAGGGAUAUGGGCGGCGGUACGCAGACUGCAGGGCAAAGACGAGCCGCUGCAGAGCUUGAAAGGAUCAAAAGGGAUCAGGCUCGCACCGCCGAUCCUGACGACUAUAUUCCUUCACCAACUCGAGUUCAAACCAGUCCUUCUCCUCGGAUGAGCAUCGGCAGCAUGGAGGGUCCGACGAAUAUGGAGGAACUGUUGUCCGAUCUGGCCAAGAUGAAAGCGGUCAUGCGACAACACGAGAGGAGAAUUCGUAUAUUGGAAGAGGAAAUAGCUGAGAAAAAUAUGAGCAUUGCAUAUUCAUUUUGA
Messenger RNA from Ostertagia ostertagi, 1794 nucleotides. NCBI's taxonomy places the organism in Eukaryota, Metazoa, Nematoda, Chromadorea, Rhabditida, Trichostrongylidae. The record is from the annotation of a GenBank genome assembly.